This is a messenger RNA of Colletotrichum costaricense, 387 nucleotides long. RefSeq lists its product as uncharacterized. The coding region runs from base 1 to 387 and encodes 128 amino acids. The transcript has 4 exons. Lineage: Eukaryota; Fungi; Ascomycota; Sordariomycetes; Glomerellales; Glomerellaceae. The record is from RefSeq and is a predicted model, not a curated record.
AUGAAAGAGGUUAGAGAUACGCUCAUAGCGUUGCAAGACUGGCGAGCGACCGCCAAGCGCAUUCUCGGGAAGGACAUCACGUUCGACUGGGAAUUUCAAAAGGCACCUCUUGGCCAGUACAUGUGGCAAGGGAAUAAACCAAACAAGGAAGAUAUGCACGGAUUCUAUACCGCCUCUCUGCCUGGAGGCACUGGCGCAUACGACUUUAGUAAGAGCGAGUCCUCUCCGGAAGAAGUCGAGACCUUCCCCGCGGAUAUUGAAGAGAUUGCCGGUUACAUGCGGGACGUGGCUGCUCCCGCGAUGGAGAGCAUGGCUACCGAUAAGUAUGGGAAGCCAACGUCACCUGGCGGAUACCUCGCCGAUGUGUUCUCUGAUGUUGUUGGAUGA